AAGGGCCGAGUUGAACAGAGAUCAUUUUCUUUCGGUAACAGAGUCCAUCAGGGUGACUAUAAAUGAAAAAAAAAAGGAGUCAGGGGAAGAGUGAAUUUGGGUGAAAAAGAUGUAUAUUAUGGCUAGAGAGCCUUUCUCCUCUUAAGAAAAAGAAGAAUCUUCCUAUUUUCGGUGUCCGUUAAUGAAAAGUAAGUUCAUAUGCCUGGUUGGUAAAUUACUAUACUGUUGCUAAUUGAAAAUAUUCUAAUUGAAAUGACCACUGGAAAGUAGCCUUCAUAUAAUAUAUAGAAUUCCCAUGGUUAUUUAUUUAUUAGGCCUUCUCUAAGGUUGAGCUAAUCAGAAAACAGGAAUGCUGGACUCGGGCUCCAGAGGGCUUUGUGUACCUUGCCUUCGAGAGAGUUCCCUGGGAGGAGAGGAAGAACUACCUGGAUUGCUGAGCUCUUCUAAAACUAUUUGUUUUUGUCAAUAUUUCAGAAAUCAAGAGCUGAACUCAUCACUUCCCAGGAUAUGCUGGGCCCAGAGCAACUUUGGCAUAGAACAAGAGAGGGAAAACGUGAAAGGAAAAUCCAGGGAAACUCCUGGUCUAUUACACAGCAAUUAAGCACUCAUUUGUGCUUAGUACAUCAGCUGUGCAGACAGGAGUGCUGUGCUUGGCCAUUUUUGUUCUUUCAGAGCCGGGGAUUGCUAUCUUGUUUGCAAAGUGCUACCAUUGCUGGAUAGCAUUUUAAUAUUGGUUGUUAAGUGUCAUAAGUUAUUAUGUGUCUGUGUAAACCUGAGCAUUGUGGCACUGUUCUGGGUUUUUUUUUUUUUAAAUGAAGUGACCCACAAUAUUUUAGAUCUGCUCAAUAGUCAAAGGUAAUUUGAACUUUGUACCGCUCUAAAUAGCAAAGGAACACUUAGGCAAACACUAGUCAUGAUAUAAAUGUUUGGGGGAUGUGUGCUGAGUAUGUAUUUUAUUUUGGACUCUCUUACUAAGGGUUAGGAAGCAAAUGGUCCUCACUCCGGUAGAGUGUGCAUUGAAGCACAGAGGGUAAGGAUUCAGCAAAUAAUCAGGUGAAUACAUCUGUUAGACAGAUGUUACAAGAAAAAAUGGAGAGAAUAAUGUGCUGGAAAGUGAUUGGUGAUGAGUGAAGAUGUAUGGAUGAAGAGACACCCCCAGGAUCUCAGGCAGAGUGGUUCCAGGCAGAGAAAACUUUUACCUGGUAAGUUCAGGAAACAAGGUGAGGGCUGGCACUUCUGUAGAUGCUGUAUUAUUAGGAAGAAAGGACAGACAGCCUUUCCCAAUCCAAUCAUGGAAUCCUUAUCAAUUUCAUAAAUAGAGUAGCUGUAUGGAUAUGUUACUAUAUAGAUAAUCAUAUGUGAUAUAUGGAUAUUUAUAUCUAUAUCUAUCAAUGUAUCCCAUCCCAUUUGGCAAUAUGCCAAAGUAUGUAUUAUUAUUUCUUUCUGUAUCUCUCUCUCUCUCUCUCUCUCUCUCUCUCUCUCUCUCUCUGUGUGUGUGUGUGUGUGUGUGUGUGUGUCUUAACACUCAUUUAUUUUUCUGAGACAGUGUUUAAUGGAGACCAGGCUGAUUCCAACCAAACUGUGUAGCCAAGGCUGGCCUUGCACUCCUGAUCCUCCUGCCUCCACUUCCUAAGUACUGGAAUUAUUGACCCACAUCCUCAUCUCUGGUUUAUUUGUGUUCUAAUUUUUAAAAAUUCUCUCUGUUAGUCCCCCUACUUAGAGUUCUUUCCCCCUGCCACUCAGAAGGUAUUCCCUCACCCCUAGACACCCCCCCUCCCUUGGGGCAUCAAGUUUCUACAGGAUUAGAUGAAUCCUCUCCCACUGAGGUCAGACAAGUCAGUCCUCUGCUACAUCUGUGCCAGGGGCCUCUGACCAGCCCUUGCAUGCUCUUUGGUUGAUGGCUCAGUCUCUGGGAGCUUCCAGGGGCCCAGGUUAGUUGAUAGUGUUGGUCUCAGAAGAGGGCUUGGGUCUUAGAGACCAGAUCUACCUAAGCAAGAUGUGACAGAGUUUGAAUCGGAGUCCCAGGCUUUCAGACUCUCCAGUUUACCCCAACUAUAGAGGAGCAGGCUUAAAGCCAGGUGCUUGGAGUGACUUCAGUGCUGAGUCAUGGCUUCUAGGCUGGUUUGCAUAGGAUAACUGUCUGAACACGUUUUGUGACUUCUGAUGGAGUAUUAGUAGCAACAGCAAGCACGAGACGACGGUGACAGUGAACCUGUCCAUCGUCGUGGGUUUCUACAGCCUUUAAAGUGCUUAACUCAGUGUUCAGUUCCUUACCUGUAGCUCAGAGAAGCCACAUUAUAGCAGGAGGUAAUUUAGGCUCUUCAGGGUUGGGAAGGCACAGGGUAAGAGCUGGAACGUGGCUCUUCUGGUUCUAAUCCAAGUCUCUCUCCUUAAACCACAGAACUCCUGUUUGAAGGAGGGGAUAUUUAUAUAUUGCUAAUGAGUCUGUCGUCCUUCGGACUUCCAGGAAAAAGGCUUGUCCAUUCUUCAAGUGCUUUUGACUGUAAGAAGCAUAAAAUGUAGCCAUUCAUUCAUCAUGCACGAUUAUGCACCAGAUACUUGGAACAUCCAAGGACCUCGAUAAAUUGCUUAGAGGGCACUAAUUUAGUGUAAUGUAUUUGUUAUCUGUACUUGUAACCCAAGACUAAACAACACAUUAUGGACAAACAGAUGGGAUUAAAUCACAUUGGGCAAUUUGGUGCCUUGACCAAAAGGAUGAUAGUGAACUGGGCCUUGAGGAUGAGUAGCGGAGUGUUUCCAAAGAGAGAAGUAAGGAUGGCUAUUCUGGGAGAGCAAAGUACCACAACUGAGGCAGGAGUGUCCAUGGGAACAGUAAAUAAUGAUGUGUAAGGGAAGUAUGCAAUAUGGGGGAUGUAACAGUGGAAAUGGGUGCUGGAAGUGUAAACUGAGGCCAGAUUGCAGGGGUGCCUCAAUCCCAAGUUUAACAGCUACUGUAUCUGGUCUGGCCAACAGGAGAAUGAAUGCUAAUGACAAUAGGGAGGUGUUUUAGUCAGGGUUUCUAUUCCUGCACAAGCAUCAUGACCAAGAAGCAAGUUGGGGAGGAAAGGGUUUAUUCAGCUUACACUUCUACAUUGCUGUUCAUCACCAAAGGAAGUCAGGACUGGAACUCAAGCAGGAGCUGAUGCAGAGGCCAUGGAGGGAAGUUACUUACUGGCUUGCUUCCCCUGGCUUGCUCAGCUUGCUCUUAUAGAACCCAAGACCACCAGCCCAGGGACGGCACCACCCACAAUGGGCUGGGUCCUCCCACCUUGAUCACUUGUUGAGAAAAUGCCUUAUAUCUGGGUCUCAUGAAGGCAUUUCCUCAACAGAGGUUCCUUUUCUGUGAUAACUCCAGCUUGUGUCAAGUUCACACAGAAACUAGCCAGUACAGGAGGUUAGCUUAGAACAGGCCAUUUUAACAAUUAACAGAGAGGAUGAUGCCCUAAAUGGGUUGUUGAUGUUGGGGCUUAAGGACUGAUUGUGAUGUAGAUACUUCAGUAAGAGUUGAGAUGUACACGCUCCUUUUUCUGACAUGCAUGUCUAUGUUUACACACACACACACACAGACACACACACACACACACACACACACACUCCUUAUAUUGGCUUCAGUUGACUCUGCCUAACUCUCUGUCACUUUUUGGGUCAGACAUGGAUUUACUUUGCUGCCUUCCAAAACAGGAGGAAAAGUGAGCAGGGUGAGAUCUUCAUGAAUUUUUUUUUUCUGUAUGGUUUGAUCUCUGAUAAUCCCAGGGGAUUCUUCUGCCUUGAGGAAUGCUGAAAGCAAACAUUUUUCAAGACUUGGACAGUCUGGUUAUAGUUGGGAGCCUCAAAUACCUCUUACGUGUUCAGAAUUGGUGUUGACUGUCUGAAAGCCUGCCUACUAAGCGCUUUGGGAAAUCACCUUCAGCCAGGCAGUGACCCUUAGUAGGCCAACAUCUUCCCUCUGCAUUCCAGAUAUCCCACAGAAAGAAGGACAAUUUAGAUAUGAGAAGUGGGACUUUAAAGUAGAAUACCACACUUUUUCUGGAAUGUUCUUUAAUUUGUCUAGUGGUUGAAGAUGACUUAGUUUGGCUUAAUAUGAAAAUGUAGGUUCCAAAUUUAUUGAGGAAAAUGAAUCAGUAAAUAUACAUUGUUUUCUCUUUAAAUUAUGAGCGUGACUUGUUUCUGUUGCACAAAAGGGUUUACAUCUAAUCUCUGAAGUUAAAUGAGCUUCUCUGCCUUACUUAUGCUUUCUCAGUCCUGCUUCCCUCACUGGGGUGACAGUAUGGGGACAGAUCCCCUUUGUAGCCACACAGAUUGAGUCAGAAAACAUUCCUGAAGGCUUUGUGUACACUUCAGUAUAUUUCCAUGAAAAGGAGAAGGUUUUUGAGGCCAAUCUAAUUGGCCACAUUCUGGAUCUACCACAUAGGCAAUCUCCUUUCACCAUCCCUGUGUGCACAUACUCACAUUUCAGCAGCACACAUAUCAGGCAUGGCAGACAGUGCCACUAGUGUUAAGCCCAGGACAAAAAAACGGAUUAGCAAAUGGCUAGUAGCUUUAGACAGAAGGUUACCUUAUGUAAAUUAUAACAGCUAUCAAAACCAUCAGACGAGAAAAGAUGAUUAAGAUUCUCCGAUUCUCAUGUCUCUCUCAAUAGGUCUUGGUGUUAAAAGGUGGAAUUAGGGGACUAGGGCUCAGUGGAUAAAAGCAUUUGCCAUUCAGGCAUGGGACCCGAGUUUGAAUUCCCAUGUAAAACUGGAUAUUUAACAUGAAUAUAUUUAGCUCCAGUGCUUAUAAAGGGAGACAGGAGAGUCUCUGAGAGCUAUCAGACCAACUAGCCUGGUAAACAGUAGAAAACAAACCCAGAAAAAUCAGAGAAUAAAUGUAGACAUCCAGGGCCAUAUCUGAGUGCACUAGCAAGGGUUCUCUAGAGUCAUAGAAUUUAUGGAAUGUCUCUAUAUAUUAAGGGAAAUUAUUGGAAUGACUUAUAGUCUGCAGUCCAGCUAACGUAACAAUGGGAAGUCCAAGAAUCUAGAGGUUGCUCAGUCCCACGAGGCCAGGUGUUUCAGCUGCUCUUCUCUAUAAGCUAGAAUCCUGAAGAAGUGGGUUCCAACAGAUGUGCUGACAACUGCAAGCAAGCAGAGAAAAAGGAAUCCUUCCUUCUUCCCUUGUCCUUAUGUAGGCCUCCAGCAGAAGGUAUGACCCGUAUUAAAGAUGUAACCGCCACACCUGGACCUAAGCUCUUCAUUACUUGGAACCUGCUCUGUUCCAGGCUGGCUUUGAACUCAGAGACCUGCUUGGCCCUGUCUCCUGGGAUUCAAAGCGUUGUACCACCUUGUCUUAGCUUUUCAUGGCCACAAUCCCUCAAGGUCUGGAAAAAGUGAUCUUUUUUUUUUUUUUUUCUUUUUAAACAAAUGGCUGGCAUAGGUACAAAAGUCAACUCAUAGAUAUAAAGUUCAGCCUACCUAGAGGUCUUUUAAAAGAAGGCAUUCAAUAGAGCCCUUUUCGAAAUUUAGCAAGAUUCUUCUUGGCCAAUCAAAUGGCCAUCUAACAGAUACUUUUUUGUUGAACCUAUGACGUGUUAGGUGCUUUUGAGUAAGGUAAGGUGUGAUACCCCCUGUUUAACUGAUUUUUGGGUUUGUGUGGUACAAAAUUAAAUGUCGUUUGUUGCUGUCUGAAGUUCUAUUAUCAUUUGAGAGAGAGAGAGAGAGAGAGAAAUAGAGAAAUAGAGAAAUGAUCAAACUUUAAAAAUUAAUUACAUUUGAGUGACUAGAAUACCAUUUUCAUUGACCUAAUUGCCAUAUAGAUUGUACACUUAAUCUACCGGGCAAUUUGUAUUUCUGCAGAAUUAUCCCUUUUCAUGCUUCAUUAUCCUCCGAUAGAGUCAAGGUAUUGAAUCUGUUUCAUAAACAGUAUUAAUCUCAAUUACUCAGGAGCUUUAAAUAAUACCCUCUUUAAACACGUUAUUUGGCACGCUGACCAUGUUUUUUGUCACAGAGAACAUCAAAGAUUAGGUUUAAAAAGUGGGCCAGAGAGGUGGUCCUCGGUACCAAGUCUGACAACUGGAGUUCAAUCCCUGAGACCGGCGAGGUGGAAGGAAAGAACUGCCUGUCACGAGCUGUCCUCCAUACACUUACACUCGGGAUGUAUGUACCACAGGUACACAAAGUAAUUAAAUAUAAUAGUUUGUUUGUGCACUGACGCUUUGCAGAUAGCUUUGGCUGUAGAAGAUGCCCUAUGACAGCAAUAGAGCCUAAAGGUCAGCCUCAUAGCUUGACUCACCCGAAACACAAUUUGAAAGUGUGGUUUCUGCCUAGGCCAAGAUAACCGUGUCCCCAGAGGCGAUUUAGGUUUGCUGGUGGGGCCGGACGUUACCUGAAGGCAGGGAGCCUCUCUGUGCCCUUUACACAGAGUCCCUGGUCUUUCUAUAUUUGCCAGUUUGAGUUGGGCUGAGCUGAGGUAGAAAGCAGAAGCUGAGUGUAUCAGAGUUCACUUCUGUAAUGUGCACACCACUACUCUGGUAAGCGUCCUCUGCCUCCUCGUUUAAGAAACUUCAUCUUGGAAGGAGGAGCUAUGAGGGGCUAGUGGACUGGGAGGAGGAGGGGCUGAUAUUGGGAUGUAAAGUGAACAAAUUAAUUAAUUAAGAGAAAAACUUAAUUUUAUUAGACUUGUCUUUGGUGUGGAACAUUUUAUGGACUCCUGCUGUGAUUCUCUCUGAAGCCUGGCUAACUGUUUGGAGUGUAGCCCCCCCCCGCCUUACAUAAAAAAUGAAUUAAUUAAUUAACAUCUCAAAUGCUGCCUCCCCUCCCAACCCCCCCUCCCCGGCAGAGUCCCUCUCCUUAAGCGGUAGUCUAUGUCAGCCUGCAGUUUGCCCAUGGCUGGAAGGCAUCACAGAACGUCCAUGGAAUUUUCAACCUCUAAGAGAAAAGAGAACUAUAAUUAGAAACUCAGCAUCACAUAAAGACACCAAGGGUCAGUAUCCUCUUACUCCUGACGGGAGAAAGGAAUUGGUUCUUCUACUAAGAAAGUAACCUUAAACAUUCUUCCAAAGUUAAAAAAAAUCUGGAAGUCUCACUAUGACCUCUCUUAGUGUUUAGCCUCAGAAACCACUUUCUGGUCCAAUUUAAUCAUCACAGGCAAACACGGUUUAAUAUGAAUGCCACCGAAUGGUUUUAGAAAAAGAGAAAUACUAAAAGUGUAGAAUUAUUUUUCAUUAACCAUGGAGGCCUGGGUUCCUUUCUGUUGGCGUAAACUGUGGUAUGUCACUUUAGUGAUUAUAGAUUAUUAAUCUCUGUUCACCAAGAGUAAGCAUGUCCUGUCUUAAAUCGUGGGUGAUUUAAGAGUCGUCAAAGAGAAACACAAACCGUCCUUAGGAACUCACAUUGAACAACAUCUCUAUAAAACACCACCCAGAAACUCAAUGAAGAAAGAGGGAGGGUCAAAUUCCCGAAGAGACCUUUAACUCUUUUCUGUCUAAAUUUCUCCCAUGAUGUGAAAAGCCCUAUUCCUGACAAUCUCAACCUGCACUUCUGUCAUAGACAGGCACAGGUCCACAGUGCCAUUUUCGAACUGGUGGUGACCUUGUGGAGGGUCCUGUCAGAGCUGUCUGAUGUGAGAGGAGUCACUAGCCACCACUCACAUUCCCUCUGGCUUCCUGCAGAGAGAGGGUGGAAAACUGCCUUGGGAACUUGCUGAGUGGCCCAUGGAACUAUGGGGCUUUGGGAAUUAACAAACAGCAAACAAAUAUUAAGAGACCGGGAGUAAGCAAGCUGCCAAUCCUGCCAAACUUCUGUUGCUGGCAGGGAGCUGUCCUGCAGCUCCCUGGUCCGCCUGUCAUCUGCACUCUCUUGUCACACUGACAACAGCCCCCUGGUUAGGCUGAUUGGUUGCUGGCAAUAACUGAUAUGGAAUACUGAUGUGCUUACCGGCAGUUCCUUCCACUCCAAAGAGGCUCCUUCCCUAACCCAAACCUCGCUUUCCGAAGCCUAGCCUGCUGCCCCCGCCCCCCACCCCAUGCCGCCCCUGCACCGGCGGGGAGGACCAGUCCUAGGAGCGAUGCUCUGAGAUUGUGGUGAAAUUGGUCCCCGGCUGGCUGCUUUCACUCCGGCUCGGCUCCCUUGCUCUCCGGGGAGAGUCCUGUUCCAGACUUCUCGGGGUUUUACAGCACAGACAACUGCAUGCGGGCUGGAGGGGAGGCUGAAAGGACUUGUGUGUGGAGGGCUUGUUGCCUCCCAUCACUUUGCCAAGGUUCGCUGUGAAUUUCCUUCUACCACAGACACCGGAGGAAGGAUCUCUUCUUCUGUUGACUCUUUCUAUUUUUAUGGUUUAAGUUUAUCUAUUCAUGGGGCUGAAAAGCGCUUGCAAAUCCAUCAACGGCGAAGUGUGGCAAGCCGCCCAGGGUCACGACGUCGCCUGCCUGUGGUCAGGCAUUCCUCACUCCCACCAGGCAGACGGUCAAUAAAAAUGGAGGCCAGCUCUUCUGGAAUCACUAAUGGAAAAAACAAAGUUUUCCAUGCAGAAGGUGGAGUGGAUUUGCAAAACCAUCAGCUGGAUAUGCAAACACUGUCCGACGGCCCAAAGAGCGAUGUGGACUUUUCAGAGAUUCUUAAUGCAAUACAAGAAAUGGCCAAGGAUGUCAACAUUUUUUUUGAUGAACUAGAGGCUGUCAACAGCCCGUGCAAAGACGAUGAUUCUCUCCUUCACCCUGGAAAUCUGACCAGUACGUCGGAGGACACCAGCAGACUGGAAGCAGGGGGAGAGAAAGUGCGAGAACGAAACAAAUCAAAUGGACUUUACUUUAGAGACGGAAAAUGUCGAAUUGACUACAUCCUUGUGUACAGAAAAUCCAACCCUCAGACUGAAAAGAGAGAAGUGUUUGAAAGAAAUAUUAGAGCAGAAGGAUUACAGAUGGAGAAAGAGUCCUCUCUAAUAAAUAGUGACAUUAUCUUUGUGAAGUUGCAUGCCCCAUGGGAAGUCCUUGGAAGAUAUGCAGAGCAAAUGAAUGUACGGAUGCCUUUCAGGAUCGAUAAACAAAUAAGCAGGUUCCGGAGAUGGUUACCUAAGAAGCCAAUGAGGCUGGACAAGGAGACACUGCCAGACCUGGAAGAGAAUGACUGCUACACUGCCCCUUUCAGCCAGCAAAGGAUUCAUCACUUCAUCAUACACAACAAAGACACUUUCUUCAACAACGCCACCAGAAGCAGAAUCGUGCAUCAUAUUUUACAAAGGAUAAAGUACGAGGAAGGAAAAAACAAAAUCGGUCUGAACCGCUUGCUUACCAAUGGCUCCUAUGAAGCUGCUUUUCCCCUGCAUGAGGGAAGUUAUAGAAGUAAAAACUCCAUUAAAACCCAUGGAGCUGUAAACCACCGGCAUCUACUGUAUGAGUGCUGGGCCUCCUGGAGUGUGUGGUACAAGUACCAGCCUUUGGAUCUUGUAAGGCGGUAUUUUGGAGAGAAGAUUGGACUGUAUUUUGCCUGGCUGGGAUGGUACACAGGCAUGCUCUUCCCGGCAGCCUUCAUUGGCUUGUUUGUCUUCUUGUAUGGAGUCACCACUCUGGAUCACUGCCAAGUCAGUAAAGAAGUCUGCCAAGCAACAGAUAUCAUCAUGUGUCCUGUGUGUGACAAGUACUGUCCAUUCAUGAGGCUAUCAGACAGCUGCGUCUAUGCCAAGGUGACCCACCUUUUUGACAACGGGGCUACUGUGUUCUUUGCUGUGUUCAUGGCAGUCUGGGCCACUGUUUUCCUGGAGUUCUGGAAGAGACGCCGAGCGGUGAUCGCUUAUGACUGGGAUCUGAUUGACUGGGAAGAAGAGGAGGAAGAAAUACGGCCCCAGUUUGAAGCCAAGUAUUCCAAGAAAGAGCGGAUGAAUCCCAUUUCGGGAAAGCCAGAACCUUAUCAGGCAUUUACUGAUAAAUGCAGCAGACUUAUCGUUUCUGCAUCGGGAAUAUUCUUCAUGAUCUGUGUGGUGAUCGCGGCCGUGUUCGGGAUCGUCAUUUACCGGGUGGUGACCGUGAGCACUUUCGCCGCCUUUAAGUGGGCGUUAAUCAGGAACAACUCUCAGGUCGCGACCACAGGGACUGCAGUGUGCAUCAACUUCUGUAUCAUUAUGCUGCUGAACGUGCUCUAUGAAAAAGUCGCACUCCUUCUGACAAAUCUGGAACAGCCUCGCACAGAAUCCGAGUGGGAGAACAGCUUUACCUUGAAAAUGUUCCUUUUUCAGUUCGUCAAUCUGAACAGCUCUACUUUUUACAUCGCAUUCUUCCUUGGAAGAUUUACAGGACACCCAGGUGCCUACUUGAGAUUGAUAAACAGGUGGAGGCUAGAAGAGUGCCACCCUAGUGGAUGCCUUAUUGAUCUCUGCAUGCAAAUGGGUAUUAUAAUGGUGCUAAAGCAGACCUGGAAUAAUUUCAUGGAACUUGGCUACCCGUUAAUUCAGAAUUGGUGGACUAGAAGAAAAGUCCGACAAGAACAUGGGACUGAAAGGAAAAUAAAUUUCCCACAGUGGGAAAAGGACUACAAUCUUCAGCCGAUGAAUGCCUAUGGACUCUUCGAUGAAUACCUGGAAAUGAUCCUUCAGUUCGGAUUCACAACUAUCUUUGUGGCAGCUUUUCCUCUAGCACCGCUUCUGGCCUUACUGAAUAACAUCAUUGAAAUCCGACUUGAUGCUUACAAGUUUGUGACUCAGUGGAGAAGGCCUCUGGCUUCGAGGGCCAAGGACAUAGGAAUUUGGUAUGGAAUUCUCGAAGGCAUCGGGAUUCUCUCUGUUAUUACGAACGCGUUUGUCAUAGCAAUAACAUCCGACUUCAUCCCUCGCUUAGUAUAUGCUUAUAAAUAUGGACCGUGUGCAGGCCAAGGAGAAGCUGGGCAGAAGUGCAUGGUUGGCUAUGUAAAUGCCAGCUUGUCCGUGUUCCGAAUUUCUGACUUUGAAAACCGGUCUGAGCCAGAGUCUGAUGGCAGUGAGUUCUCAGGAACUCCUCUGAAGUACUGCAGAUAUCGGGACUACCGGGACCCGCCUCAUUCUUUGGCUCCCUAUGGCUACACACUGCAGUUCUGGCAUGUCCUCGCAGCUCGGCUGGCUUUCAUCAUUGUGUUUGAGCACCUCGUGUUUUGUAUAAAGCACCUCAUUUCCUAUCUGAUACCAGACCUCCCGAAAGAUCUAAGGGACCGGAUGAGGAGAGAGAAGUACUUGAUCCAGGAGAUGAUGUAUGAGGCUGAACUGGAACGCCUCCAGAAAGAACGGAAGGAGAGGAAGAAGAAUGGAAAAGCACAUCACAAUGAGUGGCCGUGACAAGGUGACAGUUGAUUUCCAGGCGAAAGACCUGAAUCUUGUUUACUUCUUCGGGCAGUGCAAAAGCACAUUCAAGUGGAUGACGAGCAGCGCACGCGCAGUGCAUGCUGCAGACACCGCCGCGCAGCCGCAGACAGGGUGGCAGCAAGGAGCCGACUGACGGAGGUGGAGUCCCGCUGUCGUGAAAUCACGCUGCAGUUCAGCACACAAUUGCUAUCUAUCCAUAGACCAUUCUUGACCGAGCAAGCAUGCACGUUACGGGCAGUUACAUUCAUCAAGUUUUUAAAACCAAGGGGAGACUUGUAUACUGGGCCUGUUUUUUUAGCCUGUUUGCUACCUUUUUUGCAUUCUAUCCCAUGUGAAUUUUACAGAUACCGGGCUAAAAAAGGGUAUUUGGACACUUGGACACAUUCCUAGAAUGUCAUCCUGUCCUGUUCUACAUCACCAAAUGACACAGAGAAGACCCUGUUUACAACUUUUUCUUUCUUUCUUUUUUUUUUAAGUUCAGAUCUUUCUGAAGAGAUAAUUCUAUAUGACAUAUCUAUAGCUAUGUGUAUGGCCAUAGAUGUAUUUCUGUGUGUACAUAUGUAUAGACAUGUAUUCCUACAUAUGUACAUACAAAUGCAGAGGUAUAUAAAGUACAUAGGAAUUCCUUACUUGUAAAUAGCCAAAAAUAAAAAAUAAAAAUAAAAAGUACUGACACGAAUGAUGAAUUUUCACAUUUAAACAGUCACCAACAUGAAAGCCAUGUUUAAUUGCUUGUAUAAUGUGAUAUAAUAGAGUUUAAAAUAAAUUAUGCACAUGGAA
Messenger RNA from Rattus norvegicus (Norway rat), 12075 nucleotides. The record is from RefSeq and is a predicted model, not a curated record. Lineage: Eukaryota; Metazoa; Chordata; Mammalia; Rodentia; Muridae.